Thermothielavioides terrestris NRRL 8126 is the source of this 1276-nucleotide messenger RNA. RefSeq lists its product as uncharacterized. Gene Ontology annotation, molecular function: protein binding. The record is from RefSeq and is a predicted model, not a curated record. NCBI's taxonomy places the organism in Eukaryota, Fungi, Ascomycota, Sordariomycetes, Sordariales, Chaetomiaceae. The transcript has a single exon. The annotation marks the transcript as partial.
CAGCAUCAGCGGACAGAACUUCGAUGAAGCUCUGGUGGUCUCAGAGUUGAUCGCAUCCAACAACAUCUGCGGAUACCUACUCGACACCGAGGACGACAGGCUCAUCUCGAUUCUUGCUAGAGCAUAUCUCAAAGCGUCUCACUCACUGGCGGAGAUGCUACUUGCUCGCAGCAACUUUGACGAGAUCGGAUGAAACCCGGCCUGUGCAGUAUGUAAAGCAGCUGGAUGAUUGUUUCGAGCAAAUGCCUCAGGUGACUUUGGCAUUGAGGAAGGGGGACUCCGCAGCUUUGCACAGGUUUUUCUUUCACGCGGCAAAGGAGGGCACAGAGAAAAUCGUCGAGAAGUUGUUGGCCGUCAAAGAGGUGAACCGAAACCACAGAGACGACGGAGGACAAACUGCGCUGUCCCAUGCAGCCGGCCGGGGCCACGUAAAGGUGGUGCGGCUCCUGCUCGAGGAUGGCAGCGCCGACGUCAACAGCCGGGACAACAACGGAUGGACACCGCUAUUUCACGCAGCGGCGCACAACCGUACCGAAGUUGUCAACCUUCUCCUGGCACAUCCGAACGUUGAUCCAAACAUCAAAGACCUCAAGCAGCGAACGCCGCUCUCAUAUGUUACGGAAAAUCGUUGCUUCGAGGUGUUCAAGCUACUCCUAGCAGACCCAGACGUCGAUCCAGACAGCAAGGACUUCGAGCAGCGGACCCCACUCUCGUACGCUGUAGAAGAGAAGUACUACGAUAUGGUCGGGAUCCUCCUCGACACUCAUGAGGUUGAUCCAAACAGCAAGGACCUCAAGGGGCGUACACCGCUGUCUUACGCCGCGGAGGUUGGCUCCCUCGGUGCUCUCCAGCAACUUCUGUACAUCAGUGACGAGGUCCAAGUCGAUUCGAGGGACACGAAUGGAUGGACGCCGCUGUUCUACGCGGUAGCUGGAGAUCGGCCAGAUCCGGAGCUCUUCAACCGGGAGAUCAUGGUGGAGGAACUGCUCGAUUUCAGGGCGGAACUGGACUGCAGGGAUAGGUUGGGAAGGACGCCGUUGUCAUACGCCGCUGAGAAAGGCAGGCGGUCUUUGGUCGAGCUCUUGCUCAAGUUGGGGGCUCAAGCCGAUGUCAAGGAUAACGAGGGUCGAACACCAGCGUCUUAUGCGCAGGCGGCUGGCUACCAGGAUAUCUACGACGUCUUGUCCAGGGAGGGCACGCUUCGGGACUAGUCAAGCGAGAAUUCCUACCCAAGAAUAGCUCGGGUCUGCUGAAUGCCACCAUCGUUUCUCAUGCU